Messenger RNA from Zea mays, 766 nucleotides. RefSeq names its product ergosterol biosynthetic protein 28. Gene Ontology annotation, molecular function: protein-macromolecule adaptor activity. Gene Ontology annotation, cellular component: membrane; endoplasmic reticulum. Lineage: Eukaryota; Viridiplantae; Streptophyta; Magnoliopsida; Poales; Poaceae. The coding region runs from base 85 to 528 and encodes 147 amino acids. The transcript has 3 exons. The record is from RefSeq and is a predicted model, not a curated record.
CAACACUGGCGUUAAGGCGGCCCUCACGCACGGUGUCGUCUAUUAUUGCUUGGACGUUGUUGCCCCCGUGUACCCAAAGCCUCCAUGGCUCAUGUCCCCUUGAAGUUGAAGAAGCGCGGCAUGCCGGCACUGGGGUGGUGGCUCAUGGCUGUCGGCAGCUUGCGCUCGGCCUUCACCUGGUCGUGCUUCUUCGGCUCCGCGUCGCUCUGCUCAGCCACCUACUCCGAGAUACAGGUGACCGGCGUGCAUGGGCGCACGGUUGCGGUGUGGACGCUGCUGUCGUGCACGCUCUGCUUCCUGUGCGCCUUCAACCUCAGCAGCAAGCCGCUGUACGCGGCCACCUUCCUGUCCAUCGUCUACGCCAUCGGGCACCUGAGCGUCGAGUGCGUGGUUUAUCACACAAUCAGUGCAGCUAGUCUCGCCCCAUUCACCUUCAUCACAGUCACAACCAUGGUCUGGAUGCUGCUUCAGUGGAACUCGGAUGGCCACAACCCUCGUCCCGGUCGGUCUACUUCCAAGCAGCCAUGACCUGCUAGACCGGACUUCGCAGGUUGUGUCACCGUUGGCUACUUUCUUGUCACCGUUGUGCAGUCCAUAUAUGCAAGCAACAUGGAAAUCUCAAAUCUGUAAUCUUUUUUCUCGUUAUCCUCGUCUCAUUUCGAUGUCCCGGAGGCUACUGAAUGUAACCAGCAAGCUGUAACACGCUUUAUUUAUUUUGUCAUCAGUGAUGCCAUGUGAAAUAUAAACGACCACUUCUGUUAUAUUA